AUGCUUGAAUAUCUUGUUGACCAGGUGAGCCCCAUGAAGGCAUCCGCUUGCCUCGUGGGGAUCUUCUUCCUUGCAUGUAACAUCCGUAAGAUCCAAGUGUCUUGGGAAAUCUCUCGACUGGGCCUGAGGGCUCCACGCAUGCGGUUCUGGCUGCCAUACGCCCUCGACAAUGUUUACGCCUACGUGAUGGCAAACAGCAGAUGUGAAGAUCUCACUCACUGGCAUAAUCUUAUGGAGACUGCCCAUGGAGCGUCAACCAUUGAUCAUGUCCAAACCGCUGAACUGGAUUUUGGUAUUUCAAAUCGAGUGAUCAUCACCAAGGACCCCGAGAACAUCAGAGCUUUACUCACCGGCCAAUUUGCGGACUAUGGCAAAGGAGAGCUCUUUCAUCACGAUUGGAAAGAGUUCUUAGGCGACAGUAUCUUCGUCACGGACGGCGAACUAUGGUCUCGCUCGCGUCAACUCAUUCGGCCCAUGUUCACCAGGGACCGCAUCGUGGACACAGAACUCUUCGAGCACCACGUCCAACACCUUCUCCCCCUCCUGGCAGGGACCAAGAGCAACAAAGUCGUCGACCUAACUCCCCUGUUCCUCCGAUACACCCUAGACGCUGCCACAGCCUAUCUCUUCGGCGAAGGCACCAACAGCCUGCAGAAUCCAGCCACCAGCUUCGCCGACGCCUUCAGCUACGUACAACACCGACAGGGCGAGAUCUUUCGCUACGGGUAUGUACAUUCCUCUCAAAUCCCCUCCUGCUGCUAUCUUCUUUCCCUCCAAUCACCAACUGAGCCUAACCACCAACCCAGCCCCUUCAACCCCAUCCUCUCCCGUACCAAAUUCCGCCAAAAGCUCAAGACAAUGAACGACUUCAUGGCCCCCUUCAUCCAACGCGCCCUAUCCCUCAGCCCCGAAGAACUCGACAAGUCCCUCUCAAAGCAAGAAACAUUCAUCCACGCCCUAGCCCGCUUCACCCGAGACCCCCAAGUCAUCCGCGACCAACUAACCGCCAUCCUACUCGCCGGCCGCGACACAACCGCCACAACUCUCGCAUUCUGCUUCUUCGAAUUAUCCCGUAACCCCUCCGUAGUCAAAGCACUCAGAUCCGAAAUCGCCUCCCGACUGGGUCUAGGCCCAUCCGGCAGCAAACCCACCUACACAGACCUCAAAGAAAUGAAAUACCUCACGGCUGUGCUUAACGAAACGAUGCGCGUCUAUCCCGUCGUCCCAUUCAACGUUCGCUACGCACUAAAGAACACGACCCUCCCCCGUGGCGGUGGCGCCGAUGGCACCGGACCUGUAGGUGUUCGUGCCGACACUCGCGUGAUCUACUCGACUAUGAUGAUGCAGAGGGAUCCAGCGCAUUACCCAUCCCCUGGAAGUAAUAAGAACUAUUUCGACCCUGGAAAGUGGAUCCCCGAGAGAUGGAUGGGUGAUUGGGUGCCGAAACCGUGGUAUUUCGUCCCAUUUAAUGGUGGGCCUAGGAUCUGUUUGGGACAGCAGUUCGCGAUGAUCGAGAUGGGAUAUACCGUUGUAAGGAUCUUGCAGGUUUACGAGUCACUGACGGCUGUGCCACCAGCAGGGAAGGACAAGGUCGAGGAUCCGAUGUUGAGGUUUGAAAUCACCUUGAAUCCGGGGUGUGAGUUGAAUUGUGUUUUUGAGUGA
This is a messenger RNA of Aspergillus luchuensis, 1662 nucleotides long. RefSeq names its product cytochrome P450. The transcript is spliced from 2 exons. The record is from RefSeq and is a predicted model, not a curated record. Gene Ontology annotation, molecular function: iron ion binding; monooxygenase activity; heme binding. The coding region runs from base 1 to 1662 and encodes 553 amino acids. Lineage: Eukaryota; Fungi; Ascomycota; Eurotiomycetes; Eurotiales; Aspergillaceae.